AUGGAAAACGGCAACAUCCAUAACGAUCAAUUAUCAGCCUCAUCGCAAUUUUUUGCUCACGGCGUCACCCGAGGUAGAUUAAAUCUUCUGUCAUCCCCGGGAGCCUGGGUGUGCCGUACGGUCGAUCGUUAUCAGUGGCUCCAAGUGGACCUACGCAGUCAGGACAUAAGCGUGACAGGCCUGGCUACACAAGGAAGGAAUGAUUGGAAUCAGUGGGUGAUUCAGUACAACGUACAGUACAGUUAUGAUGGAGAUGAUUUUAAGUACUACACGGAAAACGGGCAAUCGCCCAAGGUGUGGCAAAACUGUCGAAUGUUGUCUAUGAAUGUAAAUUGUCCUUCAUCGGGCCUCUUCGCUUGAGCCCAAUAACCGAGUAGUGCGUUUAGUGAGACAAUCUUUGUCACCUGUCCUUACAGUAAAAUUUAAAACGGGUUAGUAGGUUAAGUUUUGCGCCCGAUUUCUUUUCUGAUAAGGAAAAAUUUCAGCGUCAUUACCGAUAUAGGAAGGACACUAUCUUUUAAGUUUCAUCCCUUGUAAACGGAGUGACGUGAUUAUAAUGAUACAAAAAUUUUCAGCUUGGUUACCAAUAUGUCGGUUGCUUAAAACAAGAUCUCCAUAAAGGCGUCAGAACGUCUCAAUUUAUACAAAGGAAAGAUUAUCGAGGUGAGAUAUGUUAGAAACCAAACGAGCGAGCCUGAUUAACCAGGUUCCUAUGCUACGUUCUGACGAGGGACCAACGCUCGAUACAUCAGCUUACGAAAAUUUUACGGAGGCCAAUUUAAAUUAUCACUCCUGUGGAUAAACCAAAUUAUCUUUUUAUAACCCCCACCGACGCAGCGCCACAGUUUUUUUAUCCUAUGAACAAGCCCUUGGUUUUCAGCUAUCUUACCUCCAAUCUCUGUACUUCAAAGGCUUCCCCACCUCUCAAUUUUAUUUUUGACGGUUAAGAAAAAAAACAGCAACAAUUCCGGCUACCUUUUCAGAAAGUCCUUAUUACGACUUUGCCUCGCUGCCAACACAUUCGUAAUUUAUUCAGUCGAUGAAACACAGUUAAAACUAGUUUUCUCAGUGUACAUUUCUCUCCUAAUUCUCGUUAACGCUCUACAUUCGUCUUGUAAAAUCUCAAAUCUUUGGAACUUAAGUUGAAGAAGUAGUAAAGUUUAACAUGACCUAGGAGAGGAGAUUUCAACUUUUAUUACAGAUUUCUUGCUUCAGUUCAGUUUAAUUAUACUGCACUUUCAUUUAACAAUUAUUCUAUUGUUUUAGGAAUUUUCUGGAAAUGUGGACCGUAAUACAGUUGUUUAUCAUGACCUAGUUCCACCAAUUAAAGCGCGGUACAUCCGUUUCCGACCCUCCGUCUGGCGUGACCGUGUGUCAAUGAGAGUGGAACUUUACACCUGUAUCGAAGGUACCACCUGA
This is a messenger RNA of Pocillopora meandrina, 1419 nucleotides long. NCBI's taxonomy places the organism in Eukaryota, Metazoa, Cnidaria, Anthozoa, Scleractinia, Pocilloporidae. The record is from the annotation of a GenBank genome assembly.